Molecule: messenger RNA, 1684 nt
Organism: Myotis daubentonii (Daubenton's bat)
Lineage: Eukaryota; Metazoa; Chordata; Mammalia; Chiroptera; Vespertilionidae
Gene: DNTT
Product: DNA nucleotidylexotransferase
Biological process (GO): double-strand break repair via nonhomologous end joining
Cellular component (GO): nucleus
Molecular function (GO): DNA nucleotidylexotransferase activity; DNA binding; DNA-directed DNA polymerase activity
Source: RefSeq, a predicted model, not a curated record
GCAGCAGCCGCCUUCCCAUGGACUCACUGCAAAUGGCCCACUCGGGCCCUCGGAAGAAGAGACCCAGGCAGAUGGGUGCCUCGGUGGCUUCUCCUCCUCAGGACGUCAAGUUCCGAGAUUUGGUCCUCUUCAUUCUGGAGAAGAAAAUGGGAACCACCCGCAGAGCCUUCCUCAUGGAGCUGGCUCGAAGGAAAGGAUUCAGGGUGGAGCAGGAGCUCAGUGAUUCUGUCACCCACAUUGUGGCAGAAAACAACUCAGGUUCCGAUGUCCUGGAGUGGCUGCAGGUGCAGAAGGUAAGAGCCAGCUCACAGCCAGAACUCCUCGACGUCUCCUGGCUGAUAGAAUGUAUGAGCGCAGGAAAGCCAGUGGCGACGACAGGACAACACCAGCUUGUCGUGAGAAGAGACUAUUCGGGUGGCCCCAACCCAGAGCCCCAGGAGACUCCACCACUUGCUGGAAGAAAGAUCUCUCCAUACGCGUGUCAGAGAAGAACCACUUUAAACAACCGUAACCACAUAUUCACGGAUGCCUUUGAGGUCCUGGCGGAAAAUUGUGAGUUUAGAGAAAACGAAGGCUCCUAUCUGGCAUUCAUGAGAGCGGCUUCUGUACUUAAGUCACUGCCAUUCACCAUCACCAGUAUGAAGGACACAGAAGGAAUUCCCUGCUUGGGGGACAAAGUGAAGAGUAUCAUAGAGGAGAUUAUUGAAGAUGGAGAAAGUUCUGAAGUUAAAGCUGUGUUAAAUGAUGAGCGAUAUCAGUCCUUCAAACUCUUUACUUCUGUAUUCGGGGUGGGACUGAAGACAUCUGAGAAAUGGUUCCGGAUGGGUUUCAGGACCCUGAGUAAAAUAAGGUCGGACAAAACCCUGAAGUUCACACGAAUGCAGAAAGCAGGAUUCCUCUAUUAUGAAGACCUGGUCAGCUGUGUGACCAAGGCCGAAGCGGAGGCUGUGGGCGUGCUGGUUAAAGAGGCCGUCUGGGCAUUUCUCCCGGAUGCCUUCGUCACCGUGACAGGAGGGUUCCGGAGGGGUAAGAAGAUUGGGCAUGACGUAGAUUUCUUAAUUACCAGCCCAGGAUCAACAGAGGAAGAAGAACAACAGCUUUUAUCUAAAGUGAUAAACUUAUGGGAAAGGAAGGGAUUACUUUUAUACUAUGACCUUGUAGAGUCAACAUUUGAAAAGUUCAAGUUGCCUAGCAGGAAGGUGGAUGCUUUGGAUCACUUCCAAAAAUGCUUCCUGAUUUUAAAAUUGCACCAUCAGAGAGUAGACGGUGGCAAGUCCAGCCAGCAGGAAGGAAAAACCUGGAAGGCCAUCCGUGUGGACCUGGUCAUGUGCCCCUACGAGCGCCGGGCCUUCGCUCUGCUGGGCUGGACCGGCUCCCGGCAAUUUGAGAGAGACCUCCGGCGCUAUGCCACACACGAGCGGAAGAUGAUGCUGGAUAACCAUGCUCUGUACGACAAGACCAAGAGGAUAUUUCUCGAAGCAGAAAGUGAAGAAGACAUUUUUGCACACCUGGGACUGGAUUACAUUGAUCCAUGGGAAAGAAAUGCCUAGCAAAUUUUGUUGACAUUUUAAAAAAAAAGUUUCAGGUUAAAUAAAUACGCUUCAUAUUAUAGUUAACGAUGCCUUGGGAAAGUUGGGGGUUUUUAAGUCUCACUGAAAUGCAGAUUGUUUCCAGCAGUAAAUAG